Messenger RNA from Arabidopsis arenosa, 1164 nucleotides. Lineage: Eukaryota; Viridiplantae; Streptophyta; Magnoliopsida; Brassicales; Brassicaceae. The record is from the annotation of a GenBank genome assembly.
UGCUUUCCCAAUUCUCUCGUCGGAGAAGGUCCUCUGAAACCCUAGACAAAUCGCAAGGUAAGUCUUUCUUCAGAAAUUCAUUCUGAGUUCUCAAUUUAUGUUCUAUUCUCUGCUUUUGAAUUGAGAUCAUCGAAUUCCAUGGUUUCUCUGAUGCUUUUUGGCUUUCAAUCUCAAAAUUUUGUAAAAUUUUUAUGAUAUUGAGCAGAGAUGCAAAACUCAAAGAUUCCACCGUUUUCUGAAGCAAAAAGAAUGAAGAUUUCUACUCCAAAACAACCCUUGACCCAAUUACCACCAAGAAUCGGGAAAAAAGUUUCAAAUCGGAGCAAAUCAGACCAAGUUCAUGCGAUUUCACAUCAACUUGACAUGUCUCCAAAUUCAGAUUCAUCUUCAGGAAACGAGUACAGAGCACUGAGGCGUAAGUAUUUGCUGCUAGAAGAAGAUAGUUUCGCGUUGGAGAGAGAGUUAAAAGAAGCAGAGGAUGAGGUUAAAGCACUUGAAGAUGAGAAACUUGAGCUCUUGGACAAACUCGUUGUAAUGGAAGGCCACCAUCCUCUGGCUGGGAGGAGGAAGGUUCACUUGCUGCAUUACGAACUUAGUACAGUGAGGAGAUUGGUCGUGACGGCGGCGACAGAGGGUUCUAGAAAAUCUAAAGAAAAUGAACCGUCUUGGGCGAACCCUGACUCAGAUGAGCCACCUCCUUGGGCUAGAAAUGAAGGUCGUUCUUCUACUUCCCAAGAGAGCUUUGAGGUUCCCUUCUAUGUUUAUCUGCUAGCCUCUGCGAUUACUGCCAUUGCUGCUAUUGGUUCUGUUUUCGAGUACUCAAGCAAGAAUCCAGUUUUCGGGGUCUUGGAUUCUGACAGCAUCUUUUAUACUCCUGUACUUGGAUUCUUUGCUCUUACUGGAAUCCCUACUUCUGUAUUUCUAUGGUUCAAAUCCGUUGAAGCUGCUAAUAAGGAAGCUCAGGAACAAGAUAAAAGAGAUGGCUUUCUUUAAAACUCAUUUGUGUGUUUCUGCAACUUUCAUACAAUGAUUGUUAUCCUCCACAUACUCUGAAUAUAGUUGUGCAUUUUCAAAGGAGCUUGCUUCUGUUCACUGUAUUAUUACCACAAUAUGUCAUGUUACAACGCAAUGCUGCAGCUGAGAGAGUAAACUAAUUUUGAAGUU